Molecule: messenger RNA, 1898 nt
Organism: Tripterygium wilfordii
Lineage: Eukaryota; Viridiplantae; Streptophyta; Magnoliopsida; Celastrales; Celastraceae
Product: adenylosuccinate synthetase 2, chloroplastic
Exons: 5
Coding region: 190-1650 (486 amino acids)
Biological process (GO): IMP metabolic process; 'de novo' AMP biosynthetic process
Cellular component (GO): cytoplasm
Molecular function (GO): adenylosuccinate synthase activity; GTP binding
Source: RefSeq, a predicted model, not a curated record
CAAAUACUUCUCGUUUUCGAAAGCGGCUGGUGACUGGUGAGAAAAAGGGCGAACUAGCUAAAAGGAGUCUUCCACUUCAAACAAUUUCCAUUGGUUUUCAAGCUCAUUGUUCAAAUCCUUGUCGUCCGGGGUCGCCAUCUCUGCUGCAACUUAGCCUGCUCCUACACUACUACUUGUUAAGGAGAAGCAAUGACCAUGAACCUCUCUUCUUCUCUGGUGCUGGAUUCGAGCCCUAUCAAGUGGACGCACAACCGGCGGCCGGUUGCUUUCAGCCGGAACUUUGUUGUUUGCUCCGUGAAGUCCCCCUCACCAUCCUCUUCUGCGGUGACGCUGUCAACAGAAUCUGACAGAUUGAGUCGAAUUGAGUCACUGAGUCAGGUAUCAGGGGUUUUGGGUUGUCAGUGGGGCGAUGAAGGCAAAGGCAAACUCGUCGACAUCUUGGCUCAACAUUUCGACAUAGUUGCCCGCUGUCAGGGAGGAGCAAAUGCUGGGCACACCAUCUAUAAUGCAGAAGGAAAGAAAUUUGCUCUCCAUCUUGUUCCUUCCGGCAUCCUUAAUGAGGAAACUCUUUGCGUCAUCGGGAAUGGAGUUGUGGUUCAUUUGCCUGGUCUUUUCGAAGAAAUUGAUGGUUUGGAAUCAAAUAGUGUCUCCUGUAAGGGAAGAAUAUUGGUUUCUGACCGUGCUCACCUGUUAUUUGAUUUUCAUCAAGAAGUGGAUGGGCUAAGAGAAGCUGAGCUUGCUAAAUCAUUCAUUGGCACUACCAAAAGAGGAAUUGGACCUUGUUACUCUAGCAAGGUGAUCCGAAAUGGCAUCAGAGUAAGUGACCUUAGGCAUAUGGAUACUUUUCCACAGAAGCUUGAUGUCUUAUUAUCAGAUGCAGCUUCAAGAUUCCCGGGUUUUAACUAUGGCCCAGAAAUGCUCAGGGAAGAAGUUGAAACAUACAAGAGAUAUGCUGAGAGGUUGGAACCUUUCAUCGCCGAUACUGUGCAUUUCAUGAACGAAUCAAUUUCACAAAAGAAGAAGAUUUUGGUUGAAGGUGGUCAAGCAACUAUGCUGGAUAUUGAUUUUGGAACUUACCCCUUUGUAACCUCCUCAAGCCCAUCAGCGGGUGGUAUUUGCACUGGUCUUGGGAUUGCUCCUAGGGUUGUGGGUGAUCUAGUUGGAGUGGUGAAAGCAUAUACUACAAGAGUAGGUUCUGGUCCUUUCCCGACCGAAAUUUUGGGUCAAGAGGGUGACCUUCUUAGAUUUGCUGGGCAGGAGUUUGGCACUACUACGGGGCGUCCCCGCCGAUGUGGCUGGCUGGAUAUAGUUGCACUGAAGUACUGCUGUCAGAUUAAUGGUUUUUCUUCUCUUAAUCUCACCAAAUUGGAUGUUUUGUCGGACAUGUCUGAAAUUCAGCUGGGAGUUGCUUAUAAACAGAUUGAUGGUACACCAGUGAAAUCAUUUCCUUCAGAUCUUCGCCUACUCGAGCAGAUAAAGGUGGAAUAUGAAGUGUUACCAGGGUGGAAAAGUGAUAUCUCUUCCGUGAGAAAGUAUUCCGAUCUUCCAAAGGCUGCUCGCCAGUAUGUGGAAAGAAUUGAAGAACUUGUCGGUGUACCUGUUCAUUACAUAGGCAUUGGGCCUGGGCGUGAUGCCCUUAUAUUCAAGUGAUCUCUUCUUUUCAUUUUCUUUACAUUUUCGAAAUUCUGGUGGAUUUCAGGAUAGCUGAAUCUGGAUUUUAAAUCCAUAAAUUUGGAAAUUAUGAUUUGGAACUAGCGGAAGCUGAUUGAGAGUGUUAUUUUGUGGCUUCACUAGGAAUUCUUUCAUCAGUCUACAUAGAUGAUGAAAUAUAUACUCUUUAUUUGCCAAUAACAAGACAGUGGGAUGAUUUUGCUGAUCCUAUCCCUGCAAUUAUGACU